UUGAGAUCUGUUGCCAUGCUAGGCAGCAACAUUCACUUUGCUACACUUGUACUAAACCUCCUCUGAUGUGUGGCAUUUGGUGAAUGAGGUGAGUUUGAUGUUCCUGCUGUCAUCUUUGUUUAUUGCCGUGUGGUUGGGUCAUGCAGAACUCUGGACAGGAGUAGAUCCACUUUUGUUUUGAAGAUCCCUACAUCCACCCUUUGUUGGUAUCUCAGGGGCUUUGUGGGAGGAUAUUUAAGAGCUGUGGGUGCCUGAACCCCAAGGUGUUGCAGUAUCUGGUCUGGAUCAUGAACAACUAACAAGAGCUUCAGAGAACUUUGCCUCUUCAACAACAACAAUUACUACUACUACUACUACUGCUACUACUACUACUAUUAUACCAAUGUUAUGUAAUUUUUAAGAUGAUUAGUCAAAAAUGAAUCUCUACUGUUAACAAGACAUGAAUUCAAAUGGGAUGAACCCAGUGUUUUUACGGGAUGCAAACCUUGCUAUUUUUUCUCAGCUGCAGGUUUACACUUUCUUAUUGUGACUUGUUGAAAGUAAUCAUGACUGGCUGCAUCCAGUCAGACGUGUUGUCAUGGAUACACAUGGCAAUACUGUCUCACUACCAUGCAGUCAAGUCUGAUCAACAUCUGUUGCAGCUAGAUUCAGAAAACAUUCCCAUCAUCAAUCUUCUACGUAGCAACAGCUACACUCUUGCUGUAAAGUCUUUUUACUCUCACUCCUACAACAUAUGGGGCCAAGUGAUGUGCUUUAACUUCUUAGCCAUGAAAACUCUUCCAGUUGCUUAGUUAUGACCUUCUCAUAUAUGGAUCCCGUCCAAAGGGAACAGCCAUUGACUCCACCCAAACUACAACAACCAAUAUCUGUUGCUAAUCAUCAUAUAAAUUCCUCUUAAAAUAUCUCACAUUUGCCAUUUCCUACUGACGGUACAUGUGGAUUAUACUUGCAAGUAUUUCUUACAAAUCAUUAACUAUUCUGGCCAUUUUAAUAAAUAUCUGCAGAUCUACCCUGGCUACAAGGCUUAUCAAUGCAGAUCAUGUGAUAAGGUGUUCUCUACAAUGUCUAAUCUUAACCAGCACACACGUGUACACACUGGGGAGAGGCCAUUUUUCUGCAAGUGGUGUUCUCGCCGUUUUAGUCGGAAGAAUAACCUUGUAAGUCAUAUGCGCACCCAUGCUGCUGAAAAUGAAGAAAGUGCUGGCCACCACUCACCAAUUACUAAACAAUACUGCUGCCAAAAAUGCAAUAAAACUUUUAGCAGUGUUGAACUUCUCAAUUCACAUAAAGUGUCACAGCAUAGUGAUAACAGCAAACGAGGUCACCAUGAAUGUAACAUUUGUGGCAAAGUAUUUGUAAGUGGAGUUAUGCUGACAAUCCAUGUUCGAAUGCACACAGGUGAGAGGCCGUAUGGAUGCAUGUUUUGUGAAAAACGUUUUGCCACUUCAUCUGAUCUUAACAGACACACUCGCAUUCACACUGGAGAGAAGCCAUUUCAAUGUCGUUUCUGUGGAAAGAGGUUCACACAGAACUCCAACCUUAAAGUUCAUUUGCGCACUCAUACCAAGGUUUAUCCACACCACUGCAUGCAGUGUAGUAUUGGUUUCACAACACGGGCUGCCCUUACACAACACAUUCGUGUACACCACAAUGAUAACAGCACUCCUACUGACAACAUUAUCAGUAACAAAGGUGACAUUGCUAAAAAAAGCAGUACUACCAAGAGCCCACCUAAUGAUACAAUCAACAAUAAUAAUAUUACUACUAACAGAAAUAAUAAAGGCACUCAGGGACUGUUAAAUAUUGUUUCUAAACAAGUUGAGGUAAAGAAACUAGAAGAUAAAGUGGUUCCUCUUGACUUCUUCCCAUCAACUGUUAGUAGUUGGGAUAAACAGCUGCUGUCUAGCUUAAUGUCUGGUAUCAGUUCUUCACCAACAAAUGUGGCAAAAGAAAAUCCUACCACAGCUGAAAAUUUCCCAGUUGAAGGUCAAAACCCAUUAAUGUGCAGCCUUUGUUCAAGACAGUUUCUUGAAGUCAGUAAUCUUGUGCAACAUCUCAAGGUGGAACAUGACUUGUGUGAUAGCAGUAUGGAUGUUGAUCCACUACCUUUAGUGGUCACAAAAGAUGAAGUAGAUCGUAAGUCUGUCCUUCAGGAUUUGGCACCUGAUAACCAAUUUACUGUUAAAACAGUGCUACUUGAUUUUGACGACAAAGUCAUUACCGAGGAGCCAGUGGUCCAAUCUUCUUCUGAUGCUGCAGGUUACUUCAGCAAAGAAAGCUCAUGCAGUAACAACACAAGCAGUAGUAGUUCUGAGAGUGAAAUUGCAUUAGCUGACAACCUCCAGUCAUUGUUAUAUAAUAGUGAUAAAGUUGUAGGAGUAGAAAAUCCUAAAGAAGCCGGUGUCAAUGAAACAAAAACAAGUAGUAGAAUAGUGAAAAAUAGCAUCAGUCAAACUCCAAGCCAGACUGGAUCCAACAUAAAAGUUGAAUUAGAUUUUGACAACUGCCAAAAAUUAGAGGAGACUGCAAAUGUGGCUGAUUUAACUAGCACGAAUGAUAUGAUGCUGUUAACACCUUCAGGUAACUCAACUGUUUCAACAUCUUACUCAGGUACAGAACCAGUGUCAUUAUUAGGCAAGGAUAUAGAAGUGAACUCUGGCAGGGAUUCAUCAACAAGAGUUCAUGAAAUUCCCACAUGUUUAGUAACAAGUGAAGGAAUUUUGGAGGAAUGGGAAACUAGCAGAGACAUUGGUUCCACCAACUGUAAUACUUUGCCUAUCUAUGUUAGUGAUGAUAGUAGUGAACAGUCCUCAGGGUGCAGCAGUCUUAUUCCUAAUUCCUUUGCUGUUUCUGCACUGAACAUUCCAAGUAGCAGUCCUUGUAUAUCAGAGGAUAUUCAAUGCCAAAUACCUGACAUGCAGGCUCUAACAAAUCUAGAAAGUUUUGCUUUUGACAGAGAUUCUAAUAAUGUAACAAACAGUGGUGAGUCUUCCUACUUGUGUGAAGAAUUUGUAGAUAUUAACACAUUAAACUGUAACUAUUCUGAAAGGUCAGACAAAAGACUGAAAAUUGACCCAGAAAUUACCUGCAUUGAUUUGUCUUCUCCACUUCAGGAUAAACUUGCAUCUAAAAUUUGUGCUGAUGAAGAAUCAUGUUUGUCAUCUGAGUCACAUGAUGGUACUAACAAAGUAGCUAGUAAAGGGUACCUACUCACUGAUGCCAAUAAAAAUGAAAUGGGAAAUGUUGUUCCCCUGUCUUUAUCAUCAUCAAAUGGUGUAUGUUUUAGAGAGAGCAACUGUACAGAUAACAGUAUAACCACUGUAAAUAAUGCUAACGUAGAUGAUGGCAGGGAUUUGAAGAGAACUUCUAUCCAAGGUGAUGAUAAGUUGUGUGGCCAAGAGAACCAGUAUGCAUGUAUGUUGUGUAGUAAGACAUUCCAACAGGCCAAUCACCUGACAUAUCACAUCAGGACACACACUGGUGACCGUCCAUAUAAGUGUGUAUAUUGUGGCAAGGCCUUUGCUAAGCCGUCCGAUUUGAAUCGCCACACCCGAAUUCAUACUGGGGAAAAACCUUUCAAAUGUGAGUUUUGUGCCAAGCGUUUUACACAGAAUUCAAAUCUUGUGUCCCAUUUACGCACUCAUGCUACAUCACAACGGCCAUACAGAUGCAGUCACUGCAAUAAAUCCUUUUCAGACUUUCCACUUCUCAGUAAACAUCUUGCAUGUCAUACAACCAAAAGCUAUAAAUGCAAACUGUGUUUGCGAACUUUCAGCAGCAUUCAUCUACUUUCCAAGCACACCACACAUGCUCAUAACCAUCUAAAUGUCAGAAGUGGAAUUACCAAACAGAAACGUUGUCAUAUUUGCAAUACAUGUGGUAAAGAGUUCCUUACAUCCUCAGAUCUCAAGCGUCACACACGCAUACACACUGGUGAGAAACCUUUUGCUUGUGACUAUUGUGAGAAAAGAUUCAAUCAAAGCUCUAAUCUUAUUUCUCAUGUAAAAACACAUUCAGGUGUAAAGCCAUACAAAUGUGAUUUCUGUCCCCGUGAAUUCUUCUCAACAGCCAUGUUAUAUCGUCAUCGAAGAUUACAUACAGGUGAAAAGCCUUACAAAUGCAAUAUAUGCCAAAUGUGCUUUUCACGGGCAAACUUUCUCAAAUAUCAUAUGGCAACCCAUUGUGAACUUGAAAAUUCUUCUGAAUCAGCUGUCCAAGUACAUGAGAAGAAAACUUCAAAACCCCUUGAAACUAUGGCAGGUUACUUAUGUUCUCCUCAGCCACAGUCCCAUGUUGAGGAAGAACCCAAAGAGAUAGUUGAUGGAAAAGAUAAUGCAGAUAAAGGAGAAGUGAUAACUAACUCCUACAGUGAAACAAAAAAUAGCAGUUGCAAUGAAUCCCCUUCAAAUAAGGCAGAGCCUUCAGAAAAUAUUACUUUAGAUCUUAGCACAUAUGUCAGCAAUGAUGGUAACAUGUAUCUUACAUCUUUACCAGCUUCUGUAGAAUCUGAGGAUCCAGUUGGUUCAAAGAAAUUAGUCAGUAUGAUGACAACAUUAGCACCUCGUUUGCAGUAUAGUGGUUUCCAAUGUCCAUUUUGUAUGAAGUCCUUUGACCACUCCAGCCUUUUGAUCAAUCACAUCAUGACUCAUAAUGAGCAGAAACAUUAUUCCUGUAAAGUCUGCUCAAAAUCCUUUUUCACCAGAUCUGCACUCAGACAACAUUCUUCAAGACAUAGACAACGUAAGCCAUUCAGAUGUGGCUACUGUUCUCGUCGGUUCUAUCUCAAUGUCUUUUUAUUACUGCAUUUGAAGAAACACACUUCAAUCUGCAAGUACGUGUGCAAUGUAUGCUGUUGGGUAACAACCAGCCUUGUUCAGGUUAGGCACCAUAAGAAACUCUAUGCUGGAAGACAACAUACAUUCAGUGUGAAACAUUCUGCUGAGCCUGGUGUCAGUAAUGUUGAAACCCAAAAUAGAACAUAUUAUCCCAACAAGUUCACCAUUUCCUUGUCUAAAAAGUUAUACCAAAGACAAAAUAACAUGGAGAAUCCUGGCAAUAAAUUAUUUCAAUGUAGUAUGUGUUUAGAACGCUUUCAACACCUCUCUAGUCUUGGUCAGCAUGUUGUAGUGCAUAAGAAGAGUGACAGACACAGAAAAGAAAAUACAAUUCAACCAAUAACACUUCUCCAGGUUAGAUCUGGUCAUUGGCAACUUAAUAAAGGAGACAAAAAGUUUCAAGACAAUCCAUCAUCGACCUACAUAACAUCUACAUCAAAAUUUGAUGCAGACUCUGUCUCACAGGAGAGAAAAGAUGCUUCUGAUUCCAAAGAAGUUGAAUUAUUCAACAGGUCUAAGUCCAAUAGAUUAAUUUCUAAGACCACUCACAACUAUAGGCCAAGUGUUAAACCUCUAGAGAUCUCUAUUGCAGGACACAGUUGGUUAACUGGUGACUCUGCAUUUACUGAAGAAUCCCCAGCUUACAAAAGAUGCAAUGAAAAUACACAAAGUGUAGCUUAUAAUGCUACAAAAUCCAAGGCUAAAUCUAAAAAUCAGGUAAAAAGUUUGAAAAGGCAGGUAAAUUUUCAAAAUGCAUCCAUACAGAAAGACACUACAAUUACACAAGCUGCUGUGGAUGAAUCAGGGAAUGACCCCGAGGCUGUUAUGAAACAAUCUAAAACUUCAUUAAAUCAAGAAGGCAAAAUAAGGCCAAAAUUUCCAAUAAGUUCACCAAGUUUAGAAAAUAAUCGUAAACAACACCAGUGUGAAAUAUGUGGUCGUACUUUUGUUCAGGCAUGUCACUUAACUUAUCACAUUCGAACACACACUGGAGAAAGACCUUAUGGCUGCAGACAUUGUGGGAAAGCUUUCUUCACAUCAUCUGAUCUGAAACGUCACACACGAGUUCAUACAGGUGAGAAACCUUUCAAAUGCAACCAUUGCCGAAAAAGAUUCACUCAGCGUUCAAAUUUACUCAUCCACACUCGCUCUCACACUGGUGAUAGACCUUAUCGAUGUCGUUUAUGCCCAAAAAAAUUUUCAACUUCUUCUAUGUUGGCAAGACAUCAACAAACUCACUCUACAAUCACCAAUCAUUCUGAAAUCAAUUUCUGUUGUCCUGCUUGUCAACAGAAGUUUACUAAUUAUUACAGUCUCACUAAUCAUCUCAAAGCUUCUCAUCCAAGUUUGGUGAAAAAACCAGAGUACAAGAAAAAAGAAAAGACAACGUCCACUCCACAUGCAUCCAAUAAGUCAGAUUCAUCAUGGCUGCCUGUGAAAUCUGGAACAGUCACUAUUUCUGAUGAUUCACUAUCUGAUACGGCCACAUAUUUGUCAGCUACACUAAGCUGUGCUGUGUGUGAAAAGUCUUUCCCAGAUAGCAUUCAGCUUUCUAAACACCAGUGUAACCAACAACCUCAAGAAGAUAACCUGAAUUGGGCCACAAAUGUUAAAGCCUUUGAUUCUACAAUAUCAACAUCUGCUUCACAGAAAGAUUUAUCUGGCAGAAUUCCAUCUAGAUCAGUAUUCAAAUCUAAUGAAAGCUUCUAUAACAACAAAGGACUGAACAGGAGCUUGGGAACCAUGAAUGUAACCACUGGAAAUGUUGAUUUGAUGGAAGAGCAGCCAUCUGAUCCACAAACAACAGAAACUAGCAAGGAAACUAGCAACCUCCUCAAAUCUCUAAGUUUGUCAGAUAAAGAUCCAGAAAAUGUUGCAACAGAGGAAAAAGUAUGUGACUUGGUAAAGGAAAAAUCUGAUGUAGUUUUAGUUGAAAAGCUUGUGCCAGUUACCAAGACAAAUGAGAAAGAACAGUCAGCACCAUCUCAACCUAUAGUGGCUGGGAAUAAAAAAAUCUCUGAGGAGAAGUCCCCAAACCAGUGUGAAAUCUGUUUCCGUACAUUUUCACAGUCUUCCCACUUGCGUUACCAUCUCCGCACACAUACAGGUGAACGACCCUACCACUGCGAUUACUGUGAUAAGGCAUUUUUCACAUCCUCUGAUCGAAAUCGACACACUCGAGUGCACACUGGAGAAAAGCCAUAUGGAUGUGGCCUAUGUCAGCGUACCUUUUCGCAAAAGUCUAAUUUGAUGGGACACUUGAAGACACACAACCGCCAUGGUACAGCAGCAGUUUCUUACACAUUUUCUAAAGGACAAAAAUUUCUUAACGGGACACAUGCAUCAAGUUUGAAGGUUCAGUUUAAGAAGUCUUCCGAAAGAGACUCUUCUAUUUCUAAUAUUCAUUCCUCUUCUGCUUACUCUUCAUUGUCUUCCUCCAUUUCCCAUAGUUCCAUUAGAAGAACAGAAAAAGUUUUUCAAGAUUCUUCCAAAUCCAUUUGGAACAUUCAGUGCAAAGUAGGGUCUGUUUUAAAGCCAAUCCUACACCUCAAUACCAAAGAGUUAGACCAUAACCAACAAAAAAGUUCUUUCAAAACUCAAGAAACCAAUCAAAGUCGUUUUUCCACUGAAGAUACAAUGUCACAUACAAGGUCUUUCUUAUCAGUUAAUGAUAAACAGAACAAAAGUGAGUUUCAGUGUUCUUUGUGCUCUCGUACUUUUCCACUGCAGAAACAGUUGGCUUCUCACAUGCGCUACCACAGUGGUGUGCAUCGGUAUCCUUGUUCUAUCUGUGCCAAAUCAUUCCUAAAGAUGUCUGAUCUGCGUCGACAUUUGCGUGUUCAUUCAGGAGAAAAGCCAUUUGUUUGCAAAUGGUGUCCUCGUAAGUUUUCCCAAUCAUCGAACCUCACUGCUCACCUGCGCACUCAUUCAGGUGAAAAACCUUUCCAAUGUGGACUCUGCAAUAAGAAAUUUUCACAGUCGUCUUCAUUGAAGAUGCAUACAAAGAUGCAUCAACCAAUCUGCAUUCCUGCUCGGUGCCGAUUUAGUCCCAUUUAGCAAUUCCAUUUUUUUUUUUAAUCACUUAUGCCAAAGCAUAGUUAUAGGUCAGCAAUCUGUUGUUUCAGUGACCUCCACUUGCCAAAAAUACUGAAAUAUAUUAAAAACACCCCUGCCCGCCCAUCCCACCAAAAAAUAGAAAUUUAAAAAGCAAUUAUACAAAAAAAAAAGAGAAAAAGUAAAACUAAAUGGGUCUGAUGUAAAAGGCCUAGCAUGUAAAAACUUAUCUGUGAAUAUGUAUAGGGGUAUGUUAAUGAAGGUUUAGCAAGACAAAUCUAUGCAGUCUAUUGACCCACAUUCUAUAUAUAUAAAGAUACAUGAGUGUUUGUGUGUGUGUGUGUAUCUGUAUAUAUGAAUAUGUAUCUGUGUAUAUGUAUGUAUAUGUAUCUGUGUGUCUGUAUAU
Octopus sinensis (East Asian common octopus) is the source of this 8295-nucleotide messenger RNA. Its product is annotated as zinc finger protein Xfin-like. The record is from RefSeq and is a predicted model, not a curated record. The coding region runs from base 1062 to 7892 and encodes 2276 amino acids. The transcript is spliced from 2 exons. Gene Ontology annotation, biological process: regulation of transcription by RNA polymerase II. Gene Ontology annotation, molecular function: DNA-binding transcription factor activity; RNA polymerase II cis-regulatory region sequence-specific DNA binding. NCBI's taxonomy places the organism in Eukaryota, Metazoa, Mollusca, Cephalopoda, Octopoda, Octopodidae.